This is a messenger RNA of Toxotes jaculatrix (banded archerfish), 3173 nucleotides long. RefSeq names its product MyoD family inhibitor domain containing (gene mdfic). Lineage: Eukaryota; Metazoa; Chordata; Actinopteri; Toxotidae. Bases 345 to 1187 code for a protein of 280 amino acids. The record is from RefSeq and is a predicted model, not a curated record. The transcript has 5 exons.
UGUUUUAGACGCAACUGUCCUCAGCAAACUACCGCCACUAAACGUCGAAGGCUGAACGUCGACAGGAGUAUUAUUGAUAUUUCUUACACGUCCACAACCUCUGGACAAAGCAGGACUGGGGACAAAGUGGCAACUUAAGUUAAGUUGAGUUAAGUUUUUGGACACUAAGUUACUCUUUCACCCAGUUUCUUGUUUUUCCGUCCCCGGGAAAGAGCUGGAGGAAGGAAGGAUGGAAAUAAGUCAGAUUUGAAGCGAGGGAGUUGUCAUGUUUGAAAGCGCUGAGGGCUGAGGGAAAGGGAGGAACUUCUUCUGCUGUGUGUGUGUCCCAAAAAGACGACUGUCUCAUGUCCAAGGAGACCGUCCUUCCUCCGGAUGGGCCGGCAGGGCCAGGGAAGGGCCCCCAGCAAGAGACAAAUCCCCUGCUGUCAGCUUCGCAAGAUGCUUGUGACAGUGAAUCAUCAGGAAGAACACCGUCUCCCAGGAAACCAGCCACUGAAGGACAAAGUCACGUGACAGACGAGAAGCCUAAUUAUUGCGAGCCUGUAAGAACUCAACCUCAGUCUGAGUCUCAGCCAGUGCCCUCGGAGCCUGCUGAGGGAGACGCUGCCAAGGACCAAAAUGGCUUUCGCCACAACAGCACUGGCACGCCCACGCUGAGUAAUGGCAGCGGAAUCCACCCUGGCAUCGGCGGGGCCGGGGCCACGCGCAUAUGCUCCUGCGGUGCCAACAUCAGCACAGGCACCGUGGGUGGGACAGGCCCUGGCACAAGAGCAGCAGCGACCGCGCCGACUACAGAACAGCCCAGGAAGCAGCCUUCCACACCUGUGUCGCAGAGGAUGCAGAAGAAAUUAAGGUCCAGCUUGUCAGUCAACAGUGACAGCAGCAGACGCAGCAAAGGCAGUUCCACCGGGUCGCAGAAACCUCCUUUACCAGAGGACUGCUGCGUCCACUGCAUCUUGGCCUGCCUGUUCUGUGAGUUCCUGACUCUUUGCAACAUGGUGGUGGCGCAGGCCUCGUGCGGCGCAUGCACAUCAGAGGCUUGCUGCUGCUGCUGUUGCACCGACGACCUGGGCGAUGACUGCAACUGCCCCUGUGACAUGGACUGUGGCAUCAUGGACGCCUGCUGCGAGUCCUCGGACUGCCUGGAAAUCUGUAUGGAGUGCUGCGGCAUCUGCUUCCCUACAUAGGGAGGCCGGUGACGGUGUGGACCAGGGUGUCUCUGUGGGGGAAAACUGGACCCCAGAGGAAAAAACAGAAGGACGCUGCUGCUGCUGUCACUUAGAUUUCAGCAACAGAAAGAGGGAACAAGUGUAUGAAUGUGGGUAUGUGUGUGUGUGUGUGAGUGUGUGUGAGUGCAUGUGUGUGUGUGAUGGUCAGCGUAUGUGUUUGUGGAUGUCCUUUUAUUUGUGAUGUAUGAUGACUGAGUGUGUGGAACAGUAUGGUGUGGUUGAGUAAAGCAUGCUUUGACAGAUGUAUUUUGACACUGGGCUUCUCCAUCAAAACCAGCUCAGCAGGGGCUAGAAGUAACUCCAGAUAUAUGAACAUGUCAGUUAAAUAUUUAGUUUAUAGUAAGUUGUUUCUGUUAAGUAUUCUAUCCUUUGUGGAAAAAUAAGUAUUAUUACAUACUGCCUUUGAAGAUUUUAUUGUUACAUCAGGAAUGCUGUCUAAUUGUAUCUUAUCUUGCCUUUUUUUGGGUCAUUUUGGUGACGGACAUGUUGCGUACACUAAACAAAAUGAUAACAUUUACUCUGUUUUCAUUUUCAAUACUUCUGUUUUUUUUUUUUUUUAUUUGAUGCUCAGAAACUGAGGUUGCAGUCUUAAUACUGUACAACACUGUAAAAGGUUUAUGUGACAGUUCACACAUUCUUAGUUGCAUACUGUAACGCAAACUUUCUUUUACACAUCGUCUACUGUAGCACUGUAGAACAGUUGAAACUGGUGAAAUAUCAAAGGUGAAUCAGGACAUUUUAUCAUCAGCUACUUUCUGACACUAAGGCUAAAGAAUGUUUUUGGGACAAAAUGCUUAUACUUUUCUAUUUCAAGCAUUUUUUAAAAAAAACUGAAAUGACAUAUUAGUGUUAAACUGCACAAAAUAGCUGAUCGCUAAAUCUUACAAAGUACUGGAAUGUCUAUGAAAACAUUUUUCUGCUUAAGAAUCUCAUCUCGUACCUCCUGAUUUGGCAGUACUUGUAGUCUUGGGUCUACUGGAAACACAGCGCAGUUACAUUGUAACACAAAAGGUUGUGACCGGUUCACUGCACAGUUUUCUGCAGUGUUAAGAUAAACAAUGUCUACAGCUUAUGUCGUAAUUUCUUUGAAAGCCCUCCUCUAAUGUUAGACAGUAAUGAUUAGGCUUUGUCAGCUGCAUAUGGUACAAGUGUUUGCUGUGAUGCUAUUUUAUAUACAUACUGUAUAAGUAUGACUUGUUGAACUGCACUCUGUUCAUGAGGGGUGUGAUAAGGAAUUAAAAAAUGGUGACCCUGGUUGCUAUAUAAGCGGCUUUCGGGUAUCAAGCCCAGUGACUCACAAUACAAAAAAGGAAUCAUGAACUGUCAUGUUGAAAUGGUAAACUAAUGCAGGGUAAAGGCAGUUUUCUUCUCCUUUUUUUCCCCCCCUGUUCCUUAAUUCUGUGUGUUUCGAGAUGAGGUUGUGGUGAAUCACCAGUGGAGUCAUUUUCUUGUCUUGGAGAUACGCUUUGAUGUUGUUUAAGUGAUGAAACUUAAUGCUGGCCCUCAUUAGCACUGCUUGAUAAAUGGUAACAAAAAAUGUCCCUUCGUAAUGCCAACAAAGAUAAUGUGCUGUCAUGUACAGCUCAUCUUAAUGGGGCACUGUUGUUGCGUAUAAGGAGGUUGGAUGGGCACCUCUGCAGCAGAGAAUGUGCAGAUAGUAAACCUCAUUUUCAUGUUUAUGACCAACUCAAGCCACAAGUUUCUUAUGGCCUAAAGAGUGUCAAGACAACACUAUAUAGAUAAUGUGAAGAAUUUAUCAAAAAGACAACGUGUAUACAUGUAGCUACAGUAGUUGUCCUCCUAUACUAUACUGUUAUGUUUUUUUUUUUUUUUAUUCCGUGCCUUACACUUGAUCCUUCUCAUUUUCAUCUUGAUACAUAAUUUCUUAACUUGGAAUUCACAAGUCAUUUUAUUAGUUUUGUACCUUAUCUUCAAUCUCAAAGA